UUCGAAUAGCAUCGACAGCGCUGGAAGCUAAGCUACUGCAAAUUGAACUAUCAUGAAACCAACCUGUCUUCUUCUAUCUAGCUUUCAGAGCGGAAAUAAUAAAUCAGUUCAGCUUCUUCUACCAAACCCGUCAAUAUAUGAGACUGGUAUUGCCGCCAUGAAAGGCGCUUGGGCCCAAGUGGUGGAUCAAGAUGCAAGAGACUCAUUUGAGCAAUUAUCAAGCGAUGGGGUUAUCCGAGAAAGCGUGCUGCAAAAUGCUAGCAACGGAAGUACCCUAACUUUUGCGCUUUUUAAUAAUUUGCAGGAUCCAAUUUGGAAAAAGCACAAUUUCAAAGCCAAGGAAUUUGUGCAGGCUGUCGGCCCGGCGCUGGAAAAUGUACACGAAAUAUUGGGAAAGAUACGUAACGAAAUGAUAACCACUGUUCCGGGAGAGAAGGCUGCGAUAGAGAGCACAUUAAAACAUUCAAUUGAGGAGAUUUUGGCAAAUCAGGUAUCCAUCGGACACGAGCCUGAGACACUUUUAGGGAAGAACGAACUCCAUGUUCAAGCGAAAGAGAAUCCAAAUUCGCUCGCAGCUUGGGCAACCAAGAUUUUGACUCCUGCCUGUCUGGAAGCGUUUUAUUAUACAAGCAAGUUCGAUUUGCUCAGUGCGCUCCCUAAAUCACAUAAAGUUUUCGAGGAGGGUUCUUGCAACAUUUCCGAAGUUGCAAUACUAAACGCAAGAGCUAUGGCUGUGACCGACAAAACGAGCUCUGAAUCCGCACCAGUGAUAAAGCAAAGAGGUGUUGCCGCACAGAUCGACGUUUUGUAUGAAGUUUCGCAUACGUUCAAUGAAACGAACAUGAUUUUGCACGACGAUCCGAACAAAGACGCAUCGGAAAGCUGCUCUGAUCCUGAGAAUAAGAGUUCACCAGAGUUGGCUUCUGAAGAAGAGUCAGUACCGGAGAGUUUGAUUCAUACAAAUUUGACAGUGGCAGUGUUUGAAGGUUGGUUGCAUGGUGGACCUGAUAACAUAUUGAAAUGGCGCAUUGCUGGUUUCCGUCAGCCUUUUGAGUUUCCCUUCUCGCCUCCUACAAUAAAUCGCAAGGCUAGAGUGUGACAUUUAUGU
Messenger RNA from Phaeodactylum tricornutum CCAP 1055/1, 1108 nucleotides. RefSeq lists its product with no specific name. Bases 53 to 1099 code for a protein of 348 amino acids. NCBI's taxonomy places the organism in Eukaryota, Bacillariophyta, Bacillariophyceae, Surirellales, Neidiaceae. The record is from RefSeq and is a predicted model, not a curated record. The transcript has a single exon.